AUGAGCAGAGACGCUGGCAUGGAGAUUUUUGGUGAGGCCGCACCGUACCUGCGCAAAUCUGAGAAGGAGAGAAUAGAAGCCCAGAAUCAGCCAUUUGAUGCCAAGACCCACUGCUUUGUGGCUGAUCCCGAGGUGGAGUACACCAGGGGGAGGAUUAAGGCUGCACAGGAUGGGAAGAUAACUGUUGAGACAGAGGAUGGCAGAACAGUUGUUGUCAAACCUGAUGAUGUGUAUGCCAUGAACCCACCUAAGUUUGACAGAGUUGAGGAUGUGGCCAUGCUGACCCACCUGCAUGAACCUGCUGUCCUCUACAACCUCAAGGACCGCUACAGCUCCUGGAUGAUCUAUACCUACUCGGGUCUCUUCUGCGUCACUGUCAACCCCUACAAGUGGCUGCCGGUGUACAACCCCGAGGUGGUGUUGGCCUACCGAGGCAAGAAGCGCCAGGAGGCCCCUCCACACAUCUUCUCCAUCUCUGACAACGCCUAUCAGUUCAUGCUGACUGAUCGUGAAAACCAGUCUAUCCUGAUCACUGGAGAAUCCGGUGCUGGGAAGACGGUGAACACCAAGCGCGUCAUCCAGUACUACGCGACAAUCGCCGCCAGCGGGGACCCGGCCACCACGAAGGAGUCCCGGGUGAAGGGUAUGCUCAAGGAUCAAAUCCUCAGUGCCAACCCACUGCUGGAGGCCUUUGGGAAUGCCAAGACUGUGAGAAAUGACAACUCCUCGCGCUUUGGUAAAUUCAUUCGUAUCCAUUUUGGAACCUCAGGAAAACUGGCCUCUGGUGACAUUGAGACCUACUUGCUGGAAAAGUCAAGAGUCACUUUCCAGCUGAAAGCAGAGAGAAGCUACCAUAUCUUCUACCAGAUCCUCUCCAAUAAGAAGCCUGAACUGCUUGAGAUGCUCCUGGUCACAGCCAACCCCUAUGACUAUCCCUUCAUCAGCCAAGGGCAGAUCUCUGUGGCCAGCAUCGAUGACCAGGAGGAGCUUGUUGCCACAGAUGUUGCCAUUGACACUUUGGGCUUCAGCCCCGAUGAGAGAAUGGGGAUUUACAAGUUGAUGGGAGCGAUCCUGCACAGUGGGAACAUGAAGUUCAAGCAGAAACCACGUGAGGAGCAGGCAGAGCCUGAUGGCACAGAAGAGGCUGAUAAAGCAGCAUAUCUCAUGGGCCUGAACUCAGCAGAUUUGCUGAAGGCUUUGUGCUACCCCCGGGUGAAAGUGGGAAAUGAAUAUGUCAUGAAGGGCCAAACUGUGGAUCAGGUGCAGCAGGCAGUGAAUGCCAUUGCCAAGUCUGUCUAUGAGAAACUCUUCCUGUGGAUGGUCGUUCGCAUCAACCAACAGCUGGACACGAAGCUGCCAAGACAGCACUUUAUUGGGGUCUUAGACAUUGCUGGCUUUGAGAUUUUUGAGUUUAACAGCUUUGAGCAGCUGUGCAUCAAUUUCACCAAUGAGAAACUGCAACAGUUCUUCAACCACCACAUGUUCGUGCUGGAGCAGGAGGAGUACAAGAAGGAGGGGAUUGAAUGGGAGUUCAUUGACUUUGGCAUGGACCUGGCUGCCUGCAUUGAGCUCAUUGAGAAGCCCAUGGGAAUUUUCUCCAUCCUGGAAGAGGAGUGCAUGUUCCCCAAGGCAACUGACACCUCUUUCAAGAACAAGCUCUAUGACCAGCACCUGGGCAAGUCCAGCAGCUUCCAGAAGCCCAAGCCUGGCAAAGGCAAGGCUGAAGCCCACUUCUCCCUGGUGCACUAUGCUGGAACAGUGGACUACAACAUCACUGGCUGGCUGGAGAAGAACAAGGACCCUCUGAAUGAAACUGUUGUGGGGCUCUAUCAGAAGUCAUCUAUGAAAAUUUUAUGCCAUCUUUAUGCCAGUUUUGCUUCCAUAGAUGAAGGUAAGCUCGGAGGAGUAUGGAAGACAAAAGGAACCAAGAAGAAGGGCUCUUCCUUCCAAACCGUCUCUGUACUCUUCCGGGAAAAUCUAAAUAAAUUGAUGUCUAACUUACGAACAACUCAUCCUCAUUUUGUGCGUUGCAUCAUUCCCAAUGAAACAAAGACCCCAGGUCUGAUGGACCACAGGCUUGUUCUGCACCAGCUGCGAUGUAAUGGUGUUCUGGAAGGCAUUCGGAUCUGCAGGAAAGGAUUUCCUAACAAGAUACCAUAUGGGGAUUUCAAACAAAGAUACCACCUUCUGAAUGCCAGUGUCAUUCCAGAAGGAAAGUUUAUUGAUAGCAGGAAGGCGUGUGAAAAGUUGCUGUCUUCCAUUGAGAUAGAUCAUACUCAGUACAAAUUUGGACACACUAAGGUGUUCUUCAAGGCAGGUUUGCUGGGUGUCCUGGAAGAGAUGCGAGAUGACUGUUUAGGACAGCUGAUCACACGGACCCAGGCUUUGUGCAGGGGAUACCUUCGGAGGCUUGAGUUGAAAAGAAUGUUCGACCACAGGGAGUCCAUCCUCUGCAUCCAGUACAACAUCCGUGCAUUCAUGAAAGUCAAGCAGUGGCCCUGGAUGAAGCUGUACUUCAAGUUAAAACCCCUGUUAAAAAGUGUGGGAACUGAGAAAGAACUGGCCAUGAUGAAGGAAGAGUUUGAGAGAACAAAAGAAGAACUGGCUAAAUCAGAAGCCAUGAGGAACAAACUGGAAGAAAAAAUGGUGGCUCUGGUGCAAGAGAAAAAGGACCUACAGCUGCAAGUACAAACUGAAAAUGAAAAUUUGGCUGAUGCUGAAGAAAGAUGUGACCAGCUGAUCAAACUAAAAUUCCAGCUGGAAGCUAGAAUAAAGGAGGUAAUGGAAAAGCUGGAAGAUGAUGAGGAGAUGAAUGCUGAUCUGACAGCCAGAAAGAGGAAACUGGAGGAUGAAUGUUCUGAGCUGAAGAAAGAUAUGGAUGACCUUGAGUUAACAUUGGUCAAGGCAGAAAAGGAAAAGCAUGCCACUGAAAACAAGGUCAAAAAUCUGACUGAAGUAGUGACAGGUUUGGAUGAGACUGUUGCAAAGUUAGUCAAGGAGAAGAAGGCCCUGCAAGAAGCCCAGCAACAGGCACUGGAUGACCUGCAAGUAGAGGAGGACAAAGUUAAUACCCUCACCAAAGCUAGGAUCAAGUUGGAGCAGCAAGUGAACCACGCCCGUGCUGCAGAGCUGGAGGAGGAGACCACGAGUGAGAAAGCGACACGGGCAAAAGCAGAGAAGCGUUGUGCUGAGCUGGCUCGGGAGCUUGAGGAAAUCCGUGGGAGCCUUGAAGAGGCUGGAGGAGCCAGCACUGCUCAAACAGAGCUCACCAAGAAGCGUGAGGCAGAAUUCCAGAAGAUGCGGCGGGACCUGGAAGAGGCCACGCUGCAGCACGAAGCCACGGCUGCCGCCCUGCGCAAGAAGCACGCGGACAGCACCGCUGAGCUGGGGGAGCAGAUCGACAACCUGCAACGUGUGAAGCAGAAGCUGGAGAAGGAGAAGAGUGAGCUGAAGAUGGAGACUGAUGACUUGGCUGGUCGUACAGAGAUCAUUAUCAAGUCCAAGGCUGUUCUGGAAAAAAGGUACCGCACCCUGGAAGAUGAGAUGAGUGAGAUGAAAGCCAAACUUGAGGAGCACCAGAGGAUUGUGAAUGAGAUGAUGAUGCAAAAAGCCCAGCUCCAGACAGAGUCUGGUGAACUGAGCCAUCAACUCAAAGAGAAAGAAACCGUAAGGUUGCAGCUGUCCAGAGGCAAGCAGGCACUUACACAGCAGAUAGAAGAACUCAAGAGACAGCUGGAGGAAGAGAUCAAGGCCAAGAACGCCCUGGCCCACGCCCUGCAGUCCGCUCGCCACGACUGUGACUUGCUCCGGGAACAAUAUGAGGAGGAGCAGGAGGCCAAGGGGGAGCUGCAGAGAGCCCUGUCCAAGGCCAACAGCGAGGUGGCUCAGUGGAGAACCAAAUACGAGACAGACGCCAUUCAGCGCACCGAGGAGCUCGAGGAGGCCAAGAAAAAGCUCUCUCAGCGUCUCCAGGAGGCAGGGCAGCAGGCAGACACGCUGAAUUCCAAGUGUGCCUCCUUGGAGAAGAUGAAGUUGAAGCUGCAGGGGGAAGUGGAGGAUCUGACACUGGACAUAGAGAGAGCAAACUCAUCUGCAGCUGCCCUUGACAGGAAACAGCGGAAUUUUGAUAAGGUCCUGGCAGAAUGGAAGGGGAAGUAUGAGGAGAGCCAGCUGGAGCGGGAAGGUCUCUCUAAAGAAACAGGCUCCCUGAACACAGAGGUUUUCAAAGUGAAAAAUGCCUAUGAGGAAACCUUAGAUCAGCUUGAAACAAUCAAACAGGAGAACUCCACUCUCCAGAAGGAAGCAGCUGAUCUAACAGAGCAAAUUACUGCAAAUGGCAAGAUUAUCAGAGAUCUUGAGAAAGCAAAAAAGCAAGCUGAAAUAGAAAAAAAUGGUCUGCAAUUAGCUCUGGAGGAGGCAGAGGCAGCUCUUGAGCAUGAAGAAGUCAAAAUCCUUGGUGUCAACCAAGAACUGACUCGGAUAAAGUCAGAAAUCAGCAGAAAGAUUGCUGACAAGGAUGAGGAGAUCAACCAGCUAAAAAAGGACCAUGAAAGGAUUGUGGAGACAAUGCAGGGUGUUUUGGAUGCUGAGAUAAGGAGCAGGACUGAGGCCCUGAGGCUGAAGAAGAAGAUGGAGGGAGACCUGACUGAAAUAGAGAUCCAGCUGAGCCAUGCAAACCGCCAGGCUGCAGAGGCACAGAAACACCUGCACAGCAUCCAGGGAGCUCUCAAGGACACCCAGAUCCAUCUGGAUGAUGCUCUCAGGACACAGGAUGACCUGAAGGAGCAGGUGGCCAUGGUGGAGCGCAGAGCAAACCUGCUGCAGGCUGAAAUUGAGGAGCUCCGGGCAGCUCUGGAGCAGACGGAGAGGUCGAGGAAAGUGGCUGAGCAGGAGCUUCUGGAUGCAAGUGAGAGAGUUCAGCUCCUCCACACCCAGAACACCAGCCUUUUAAAUACAAAGAAGAAGCUUGAAAGUGAUAUGGCAGAACUCCAAACAGAGAUAGAGGAUGUUACUAAUGAAGCAAAAAGUGCUGAAGAAAGAGCUAAGAAGGCAAAGACAGAUGCAGCCAGGAUGGCUGAAGAGCUGAAGAAGGAGCAGGACACCAGUGCCCACCUGGAGAGGAUGAAGAAGAACCUGGACCAGACAGUGAAGGACCUGCAGCACCGUCUGGAAGAGGCCAAGCAGCUGGCACUGAAGGGAGGGAAGAAGCAGAUCCAGAAGCUGGAGGCCAGGAUCCAAGAAUUAGAAGGUGAACUGGAAGAAGAACAGAAAAAAUACUCAGAGGUUAGGAAAAACAUCUGCAAAUAUGAACGGCAUUUCAAAGAGCUCACUUUUCAGUGUGAAAAACAAAAGAAGAGCAUGAUUAAGUUACAAGAUAUGGUAGAUGAACUGCAGAUGAAAAUCAAAUCCUACAAAAGACAAGCUGAGGAAGCUAAUCAACAAGCCAAUGCUGAUCUCUCCAAACUGAGAAAUGCACUGCAUAAGAUAGGUGAGGCCCUGGAAAGGGCAGAUAUUGCUGAGAGCCAAGGAAAUAAACUCAGAGCUAAGGCCCGAGAAGGCGCUGCUACAAAGGUAAGGCUUUACUGCAGCUCAAAUGAGCCUAGCAGCAGGUUUGUGCCUUGCCAGUGGUACAGGCAUCAUUUGGAAACGACAGCUCUGGAAGGAAGGGGCUUUUCAAGACAAGCUGAGUGGGUUUGGGUUGUUCAACCUGAGGAAGAGAAGCCUCUGAGCAGACUUUAUUCUGGCCCCCUUAAAUGGGGUCUUAUAAGAAAGACAGUGAAAGACUCCUUACGAAGACAUUUAGUGACAGCGCAAGGGGUGAUGGUUUGAAACUGAAACAGGGUA
This is a messenger RNA of Poecile atricapillus (Black-capped chickadee), 5844 nucleotides long. Its product is annotated as myosin-1B-like. The transcript is spliced from 36 exons. The record is from RefSeq and is a predicted model, not a curated record. Gene Ontology annotation, cellular component: myosin complex. Gene Ontology annotation, molecular function: actin filament binding; cytoskeletal motor activity; ATP binding. Lineage: Eukaryota; Metazoa; Chordata; Aves; Passeriformes; Paridae. Bases 1 to 5829 code for a protein of 1942 amino acids.